AUGGUUGGUAUGGGUAGUACGAUAGCAGUCGAACUGUUUUCUACAUGGGCGGCGAGUUCGGCAACUGUUGCACGUUGCAUGCUCGGGUGAAUCAAUUACGACACUGAGACUUGUGCGGAUGAAGAUGAGUACAGAUCGAUUCCAGAAAACGUCGACUGCAUGCUUAAAGAUGACAAAAUGUUGCAUGAACAAGCCGAAAAAGCAUUCGAUCCACAAACAUAUAUACCACUUCCCGUCGGGCCAGGAACCGAACAGAUUGUACCACUUGAUCCGAUAAAAGCAUUGAAUGGUGCCGGUAAUGCAACCAACACACAACCUCCUGCUCAAGAAAAGAAAAUUGUUGAACAGAUUGCUCCUGCCGCUCCAAGCAAAGGCACUGCGAAUGAAUCUGAGGGAUUGACGAAUAAUGAAGUUAAAAAGGGCACUGAAAAAGAGCCUAAAAGAUCUGUUGAUAGUGACGUAAGAGCACAUAAGCUUGUACCGCCGUUAGCACAUAACAGCGGUUUAUGGGAGUCGAUUAGAAGUGGAAAUGAAGUGGAUGAAGUUGCUUGGCAAGGUGAAGCUGACCACUUGAAUAUCCAUCCUAUUUCUUCUUCGUCCAGAAUGCAACAGCCUCAGAGUACUGAUGUAAGUGCUGCUGAACAACGUGCACAGUCACAUGAGACUUCACUACCUGCCGAUUCGCAGUCAAAACGCAGACACGUCUCUGCGAUGAACCGAAACGCACUCUUCCAUGUUCCCACAGUUGUGGCGCAAUUCAAGCCUUUGGUACCCGUUCGACGCGUCUCGCUAACACCCUUCCAGAAGAAACUUCAACAACGCCGAGCACUUUUUCAGAUGGCCGUCGCACAUCUGAAACGAUUCAAUCGAUUCUGA
Molecule: messenger RNA, 876 nt
Organism: Anisakis simplex (herring worm)
Lineage: Eukaryota; Metazoa; Nematoda; Chromadorea; Rhabditida; Anisakidae
Source: the annotation of a GenBank genome assembly